AUGGGUCCACUGGAGAUAAACAUCCUUGGUGGCUCCUACACCUUUCUGUGCACUGCCUCUGGCUACCCCAAACCAACUAUCAAGUGGUUCAAAGGGAACCAGCCCUUCAACCCCAAUGUUACUAUUAUUAUCAUUAUUGUUGUUAUUAUUAUUAUUAUUCCUAUUACGGACGACGGCAACUACACGUGUGUGGUCAGCAACGAAUUCGGCAGCAUCCAAUCUUGGAAAACUCUCGACGUUAUCAUACGUUACAACAGCCCGCCAAUCAUCUUAAAGGGACCUAGGAACACCACCGUCCAGGUGGGUAGCAACGUCACCCUGCCCUGUGACGUCUUGAGUGAUGGGGUUGUCCAUGUCCGCUGGCUCAAACACAUCAUAGUCGGUAGUGACAAUGUGAGUGUGGCUGGCGCCGGUGCGGCCAAUAGUGGUAGUGGCAGUGGAGAUAAAAUGGAUGUGGGCCUCCACAUAUUCAACAUCACCCCAAACGACACUGCCAUGUACACUUGCGAGGCCCACAACCCCCUUGGUACCACGUCCAGUUUUGGCUUCCUUACUGUCAUCCGUAUGACAAAUUUCUAUCUUUUUAGUUAA
Molecule: messenger RNA, 591 nt
Organism: Helobdella robusta
Lineage: Eukaryota; Metazoa; Annelida; Clitellata; Rhynchobdellida; Glossiphoniidae
Exons: 4
Coding region: 1-591 (196 amino acids)
Source: RefSeq, a predicted model, not a curated record